AGUUCGAGAGAAGGGUCGAGAAAAACAAGAUUCAAUCCAAGUUCAAAACGAAGCCACAGGCAUGGCCCUUUUGUUGCCUCAGCUGACGCACGGGCUUCUUGCAUGAGCAAUCCUUAGUUCGGAUCUCAAAUUUUCUGGGGAUAGUAGAUUCGAAGCAUGAGGCUCCGUCUCGCCCUCCGAGCGGCCGCGCGCUCGGCGGCGAAGGUCUCGCAAAAAAUUUCCGCGCCGGAGAUAUUCCGGCGCUCGUACUCCCAACUCCACCCACAAUCCGAGAGACCUUCGUUCGGGAUCGCCUUCGACAUCGACGGCGUUGUUCUUCGCGGUCGCACUCCGAUCGGUGGGUCGCCGCAGGCCCUUCGGAGGCUCUACGGCGACGAUGGUACUUUGAAGAUUCCAUUUCUGUUCUUAACUAAUGGAGGCGGGGUUACGGAAUCAAAACGAGCACUGGAGUUGAGUGAGCUUUUAGGAGUUCAUAUCUCACCUGUCCAGGUAGUGCAGGGACAUUCUCCUUUCAAAGAGCUGGUGAACAGAUUUGAAGAUGAACUAAUUGUUGCUGUUGGGAAAGGGGAACCUGCUACAGUAAUGUCAGAGUAUGGGUUCAAAAAAGUUCUUUCCAUAGAUGAACAUGCAUCAUACUUCAGUGACAUCGACCCCCUGUCUCCUUACAAGCAGUGGAAAACAAAGCAAAUGUUGGAUAGUAUGUAUAAUUCCAAGGAAGUGAACCCGAGAUGCAACGUUUACUCCGACAGAGUGAAAGGAGUGUUUGUUGUUAGCGACCCUGUCGACUGGGGAAGAGAUAUACAGGUACUCUGUGAUAUCCUAAAAACUGGUGGCCUUCCUGGAAAGGAGAAAGGACAUCAACCUCCUCUAUACUUUGCAUCUGAUGAUCUUGAAUACCAGGCUGCGUUUCCUUCGGAACGGCUGGGAAUGGGUGCUUUUAGGAUUGGAUUACAAAGCAUCUUUAAUGCAGUCCAUGAUUCCCCUCUGGAGUAUACCUCAUUUGGGAAGCCAAAUCCAUUUGUAUUUAAGAACGCCGAGGCCAUUCUAUCAAAUCUCGUCUACAAUAUGUAUCCCCAUCAGGAGUUUGCAAUGGAAGGAAGAGGACAUACAUUCACUACUCUCUACAUGAUUGGCGAUAACCCUAAAGUGGAUAUCAAUGGUGCCUUGAAGGCGGGGCGCCCUUGGUUUUCUAUCCUCACAAGAACAGGGGUUUUCAGGGGGAAAGAUAACGACACACAGUUUCCUGCAGAUUUGGUAGGUUGUUGAUACUGUUGAAGAGGCUAUCGAUCACAUUUUAAGGAAGGAGUGCUCAACAUCUUCGUCUGCUUUUUAGGCAAGUUAGUGCCAUUUGCAGGCUGGUUGUAAUAUGCUGAAAUGUAACAGGCUAACAGCUAUGCUGUGCUCAUUGUUUCUGAAAUCCGAUCAGAUAAUAAAUUAUUAGUUCAUUUUAUCAGAAGGCAUCAUUCUGAUGCAUUUGUGUGACA
Molecule: messenger RNA, 1484 nt
Organism: Ananas comosus (pineapple)
Lineage: Eukaryota; Viridiplantae; Streptophyta; Magnoliopsida; Poales; Bromeliaceae
Exons: 13
Coding region: 157-1266 (369 amino acids)
Biological process (GO): glycerophospholipid biosynthetic process
Cellular component (GO): mitochondrion
Source: RefSeq, a predicted model, not a curated record